Cylindrotheca closterium is the source of this 1275-nucleotide messenger RNA. Lineage: Eukaryota; Bacillariophyta; Bacillariophyceae; Bacillariales; Bacillariaceae. The record is from the annotation of a GenBank genome assembly.
AUGCGACCAAGCAGUGUGAUCCUCUUGCCAAAUCUUGCUCUCCUCUUGCUGUGCCUCUCUGCUGCGAUUGGUCGUAUCAAUGCUUUGUCGUCGGAGAAUCAUACCAAUCGUCCAUCAUCUUGUUCCACCACUCGGAGGCGGCUCUUGAUGGAAUCGAUGAGCAAAAUAUUGACCGCAACUACAGUGACAACAGCAGUGGCGACAACAAACAGCAGUCCAGCGUGGGCAGCCAAAGGUGCAGCCGAACUAGAUUUUGAAUUCUACAUGCGAGAUCUUGUGGGUGGAAACAAACGAGAGGGAACCAUCUUGCCAUCCGAACCAUUGCCCGUUGCACCACCACGAACUUUGUCCGGUCCAUUGAUCCCACUCUUGCUCAACAAAGAAUGUUCUGCUUCAUGCAUACCAGUACAAGCUCUAGUACAACAGAUAUUAUCACAAAAGAACGGAAACAAUAGCAACAACAAGGAUGACGAAGAUAAGAUCACCAAGGAAAUUCAGCAAAAAGUGCAAUUCCUUCGAGAAAAAAUAGGGAAAUCUUUCUACACCAAAGCUCCAUGGCAAAAGGAAGAAGUCACGGAUCAGUAUUAUUUUGACCUUACAGCGUAUGCAUUAUGGCGAACGGCAGCCGAACUGUUGCCAAACUUUGUAGAUCGUGAUCAAUUCGUCCGAAGGUUUGGAAGAUUGCUAUAUCAAGCAAUGCAAGAUCAAAAGCUGAUACCCAGUAGUCAACCUUUGACUGCUCCAAGCUUGGUUCGGUCUCUACCUCAGGUACUUGCCGUCUUGAAUCUGUUUCAGUCGAGUAACUUUUGUAAGGGAUUCAAGAUUCGACAGGACGAUAGCAGCAAGGAUGAUAAAGGGGAUCCUGUCUUUGAUGACCUCGAUGAUGAAAGCCUCGUGACUUCUGGGCUUGGAGUUGACUGUCUAGUGUCAGUGUAUGAACCAUCCACUCUUGGUGCCAGCUUGCAAAUCAAUGGAGAGCAGAGUCGUUUUGGUCCUGAUUUGGUAGGCCCGACUUUGGCAGCUGUCUGGGAACAAGCUGGGGUCAAGUCUGCAUGGGAAACCUUCUUUGUGGACCCAGAAUAUAGACCGAAUCCAAAGGAUUACUUUCCAAAUGAACAGGUGAGUAAAGUGAGGUAUUCGUUGAUUUUAGCCACACAUCAAGACUCUUCUGCCGAACUGACCAUCAUGUUUCAAAUCCCAAAUCACUGGCUUUCUGCUUCUUCGAUACACCAUUAUAUUCAGUUGUUGCAAUUCUCCCUCUCUCGAAAGCGGUAG